CUUAGGGAAAAUAUAACGUGGUUAUAGGGAAGGGUUAGGUUUGUUGAUAUAUACAGCUUUGGUUGAAACGAAAAGUAGUGUUUAUCGUUGUAAGGAAAUUGGUGAACGCUUAUUAUUCAAGCUAAAUAAUGAAAUUUCGAUUUUGUGGAGAAUUGGACUGUCCUGACUGGGUACUUGCAGAAAUAGCUACUUUAUCUAGAAUUUCAUCUAUAAAGAUGAAAUUGCUGUGUACUCAAGUCGUCAAUGGUAUUUUAGGAACGCCUAUUGAUUUUGAUAAAGUUAACAAGCUCACUGCUGAUGCUAAAUACGAGAAAGGUGAUGUGAAAGCAACAAUUGCUGCUCUGACUUUUAUAUUUACCAGUUCAUCUAAGCAUGCAAUUGAUGAGGAUUCCCUUUUAAAUGAACUUCAACAACUUGGGUUGCCAAAAGGUAAAUUUGUAAGAACUUCUGUUUUAAGCAUGAAAUUUAACUUUCUAUUAAGUUUUCAACAGAUAAUAUACAGGGUGUGACACACACACACACAC
Molecule: messenger RNA, 524 nt
Organism: Stegodyphus dumicola
Lineage: Eukaryota; Metazoa; Arthropoda; Arachnida; Araneae; Eresidae
Product: COMM domain-containing protein 4
Source: RefSeq, a predicted model, not a curated record